Molecule: messenger RNA, 3340 nt
Organism: Apus apus (common swift)
Lineage: Eukaryota; Metazoa; Chordata; Aves; Apodiformes; Apodidae
Gene: EYA4
Product: EYA transcriptional coactivator and phosphatase 4
Exons: 21
Coding region: 508-2478 (656 amino acids)
Biological process (GO): positive regulation of DNA repair; multicellular organism development; cell differentiation
Cellular component (GO): nucleus
Molecular function (GO): protein tyrosine phosphatase activity
Source: RefSeq, a predicted model, not a curated record
UUCACAAGCGGUCGCUUCUCCCCGGAGGCUCGAGGGCUCCUCCGCGCUGUGCCCGGGCGGCGGGGGGUGCCCCGGUACCCGCCCGGUACUGUCCCGGUUCCGUCCCGGUACCGACCCGCCGCGAAGCAGCACCGCGGCGCCUUCCAGCGAGGGGCGAGAGCGGCAUCCAUCCCAGGGAAGAGCCGCUGCCAGCCGGUAAUUGGCAUCUAAAGUUUCAUUUACGUUUAUGAAACUGCCGUGGAGAGCCAAGUAGGUACGGCGCUGCCUUCCCGUUAUCCCGCGGGCAGGAUUUAAAGCGCAGCACGCGGAGCUGCACGUUCCUCUGGCGAGGGGCGAUGUGAAAUCGCUGGUAUUUACAAAAAUCCUGGGAGAUACGCUGGACCAGACAAGGGGAGCGCCUUGGCCGGUUCGAGUUUAAGCAUGAAGUCAUGCUAGAACAACUACUGAGCUGUAAGUUGAAGGGAAGAUUAUUUCUGCCUGUGGGAGAAAAAAAGGUGAAUAACCUCCAUGGAAGACUCUCAGGAUCUAGGUGAACAGUCAGUAAAGAAACCGUGUACAGAGUCAGAUGGUUCAGAGCCGCAGAAUCCAAGGUCUAUGGAAAUGCAAGAUCUAGCCAGUCCUCAUAAUCUUGUUGGAAGUAGUGAUGUUACAGGGAGUUCCAAACUGGAUAAAGCUAAUCUCGGUAGCACAUCAGUUACUACAAAUGGAACAGGAGGAGACAACAUGACUGUGUUAAAUACUGCCGACUGGUUGCUGAGUUGCAGUACUCCCUCUUCUGCAACAAGUACAGCAUUGCAUGAUUACCUGAGCACAAAUCAAGUGUCUCUUCUUGCAGUCAAAACAGAACCCAUGAACAGCAGUGAAACAACAACAACAACUGGAGAUGGAUCCCUUGACACUUUUACUGGGUCAGUAAUAACGAGCAGUGGCUACAGCCCAAGAUCUGCACACCAGUACUCUCCACAGAUAUAUCCCUCCAAGCCCUAUCCACACAUUCUUUCUACACCAGCAGCUCAAACAAUGUCUGCCUAUGCUGGACAAACCCAGUAUUCAGGAAUGCAGCAGCCAGCAGUCUACACAGCCUACUCACAGACAGGACAGCCCUACAGCCUGCCCACUUACGAUUUGGGUGUAAUGUUGCCAGGCAUCAAGACGGAAAGUGGGCUCUCGCAGACCCAAUCACCACUACAGAGCGGGUGCCUCAGUUACAGCCCAGGGUUUUCCACCCCACAGCCAGGCCAAACACCCUACUCCUACCAGAUGCCAGGUUCUAGUUUUACACCAUCAUCCACUAUUUAUGCAAACAAUUCUGUUUCAAAUUCAACAAACUUCAGUGCUUCACAACAGGAUUAUCCAUCAUACACAGCUUUUGGCCAAAAUCAAUAUGCACAGUAUUACUCAGCAUCAACAUAUGGUGCAUAUAUGACCUCAAACAACACAGCUGAUGGCACUUCAUCAUCAUCAACCUAUCAGUUACAGGACUCUCUCCCAGGCCUGACUAGUCAACCAGGUACAGAUCUACAUUCAGGGGAGUUUGACACAGUGCAGAGCCCCUCCACGCCAAUCAAAGAUCUUGAUGAGAGAACAUGUAGGAGUUCUGGGUCAAAGUCUCGGGGUAGAGGGCGGAAGAAUAAUCCAUCACCCCCGCCGGACAGUGACUUGGAGCGUGUAUUUGUUUGGGAUUUGGAUGAAACAAUCAUAGUUUUUCAUUCUCUGCUCACAGGAUCCUAUGCACAGAAGUAUGGCAAGGAUCCACCAAUGGCAGUGACCCUUGGACUGCGAAUGGAAGAAAUGAUUUUUAAUCUCGCUGACACACAUUUAUUUUUUAACGAUUUGGAGGAGUGUGAUCAAGUUCAUAUAGAUGAUGUGUCUUCUGAUGAUAAUGGACAAGACCUAAGUACCUACAGUUUUGCAACUGAUGGCUUCCAUGCAGCUGCAAGUAGUGCAAACCUUUGUCUGCCAACAGGUGUAAGAGGAGGGGUUGACUGGAUGAGGAAGCUGGCUUUCCGUUACAGAAGAGUAAAAGAGUUGUAUAAUACUUACAAGAACAACAUAGGAGGACUCCUGGGUCCUGCUAAAAGAGAUGCAUGGUUGCAAUUAAGAGCAGAGAUUGAAGCUCUAACAGACUCCUGGCUAACAAAUGCACUUAAAUCAUUAUCAAUUAUCAGCACAAGGAGUAACUGUGUAAACGUGUUGGUAACAACAACCCAGCUUAUCCCAGCACUUGCGAAAGUUCUACUCUACAGCUUAGGAGGAGCUUUUCCUAUUGAAAAUAUUUACAGUGCAACCAAAAUAGGAAAAGAAAGUUGCUUUGAACGAAUAAUGCAAAGGUUUGGCAGAAAAGUAGUAUAUGUUGUAAUUGGGGAUGGUGUAGAAGAAGAACAGGCAGCAAAAAAGCACAACAUGCCUUUCUGGAGGAUAUCCAGUCAUUCGGACCUCUUGGCUCUCCAUCAAGCACUGGAACUAGAGUAUUUGUAACUGUGUUCUAAAGUUGGCGAUCCUUUUUUUUUAUUUUAUAUAUAUAUAUUUCAAGUACACUGAAUUUUUAUGUGUGAUUCGAUGCCUCUGGCUUUACACAUAUGAAUUGUCUUAAGAAGGGAAGAAAUAUUUGGAAUUAAAAAUUCCAAAUGGAAGAAUUCAGAUUGCUGAAUGGAGUUAAAUCAUUAGUGCUACGUAAGGAAGCUCUAUGGUCUUAUAUAUGCAACGUUUUUAAAUGAAUUCAAACUGUGGAGGUUGCUGGUACACACCAAGUGAGCCCUGACAGGAGUGAACAAAGGACUUGGAACUGGCAAAGCACCAAUACGCGUUUUCCAGCCGACAAGGUGGUGUUCAACAACAUUCCUCAAAAUGGGAUAUAUUCUCAGCACUGAGGUUUGAACCCGACUUUAGCCUACCUAACCCAGAAAAUCUGAAUUGGAAUGCACUCAGACUGUAUAAUGACAAUCCUGUCUAGAUCUGUAAUUUGUGUAAAUUAUUGAUGAAAAUAAUUUACUGUGACUUUAUUAGCAGCUGAUUUUGGAAGUGGAUGCAAUUUUUCUUUCUUUUUGGGGGGCAGGGGAGGGAGAGGGUUAUAUAAUAUUGUGUCUUUUAUAAGUUUGGCAAACAGAAUGUGCAUAAUGAUGUGUUGUGCCUUAAAGAGAAGACUGUGUUCGUGUGUUAUAAUGUAAUUUUGGUUAAAAACUAUGUAGAUAAAAAAAAACAACAAAAAAACAAACCUUUGUGAUAAUUUUUGACAUGACCAAAUUUGAAAUUCAAAGAAAUCUAAGAGAAGGGCUGCACCAAAGCAUUUAAGUAUUUGUUGCAGUAAGAAAAAAAUAAUAAAGGAAAGCUUGUGUUUUUA